Messenger RNA from Limulus polyphemus (Atlantic horseshoe crab), 1835 nucleotides. RefSeq names its product beta-1,3-galactosyltransferase 5-like. Lineage: Eukaryota; Metazoa; Arthropoda; Merostomata; Xiphosura; Limulidae. The transcript has 2 exons. Gene Ontology annotation, cellular component: membrane. Gene Ontology annotation, molecular function: hexosyltransferase activity. The coding region runs from base 430 to 1497 and encodes 355 amino acids. The record is from RefSeq and is a predicted model, not a curated record.
UGACGUCAAGCCUCGAGGCUCAGGAAAGGGUCAGAUCAACAUUAGAAGUACUAAAAACUAACACAGGCAUUUUCCGAAAGAAAUGAAAUUCAUAUAGUGAUAUAAACUAUAUCAGGUCAUGGAUUGAAAAAACAAUUCCCUACUAAGUGUCUCCAGCAUGAAUAAGACACACUGUUGAACUCGGUUUGAGCAGAUCUGUCAAUCACUAAGUGUAUUUCAGCCAAUAGUGUUCUUCCUCUAUAGAUACACCCUGUCCUUGUAUAGAUGCUGAACUACGUUACCGUUCUCUGUCUCCGACCCGAACGUCGCCCGGUGUUUCGUACACGCAAAAAGGCUCAGUUCUUGGCUGUACCGUUCCGCAUCCUAACGUUUAGACGUUUUUCUAAGCUGGAGUGCUUUUUUUAGAUCAAAAUUGUUAGUCCGGGCAGCAUGAGAUUCAGGCCGAGAUGUGAUCAACGAGCUAACUGCGGUGUGCUUUUUUUCGUCUUCCUGGUGCCAAGUACAGUUGUCAACUUCUUAUGGUACGCUAGCAGUAAUGUUAGUCCUAACGCUAGAAAGCCUCUUCCUAGCGCCAUCUUGUGGCAGACAUCGGUAGAUGCCUAUAACAUGAGUCUACUUAAUGAAGUCACAGACUUCACAACGCUUGUAGAUAAGACAGACUUUCGCUUUCUAAUAAACAACCGGCGUUGUGAUGAUGCUCAGGACAUUUUCUUAGUCAUAUUUAUUCACAGUGCGCCAGACCAUUUUCAAAAACGAAGAGCAAUACGAAAAACAUGGGGUCAAGAACGCCAUCUCGUAGACGAUCCUUUGCGCAUAGUAUUUAUGGUUGGUGAAGUUCAAGGUAGAGAUGACGUUCAAAAGGCCUUGGAAAGAGAGAACUACAUCCAUCGGGACAUGGUGCAGGGUAAUUUUCUUGACACUUACAAGAAUCUCACUUACAAACAUGUUAUGGGACUCAAGUGGGUGACAUAUUUCUGCCGCCAGGCUAAAUAUAUUUUUAAAACUGACGACGACAUAUUUGUUGACAUUUUUCAAUUAGUGACAUACUUGAAGGGUUCAUCGGGUUUGGCGCCCCCUCGCGGUCUUAUCAUGUGUUUUCUUAUCAGAAAUCCUUACGUAAAGCGUAGUCAACGUAGCAAAUGGAGAGUGAGUUUCAAAGAAUACCCUGGGAAAUAUUAUCCCCCGUACUGUGCAGGUUGGGGUAUUAUAAUGUCUCCCGAUGUUGUUUUCAACCUUUACCUCCAAUCUACCCAAGUCCCAUACUUUUGGGUAGAUGAUGUUCACGUCUCUGGAACCUUGGCCCAACGAGCUGGUGUAAACCACGUGGACUUUACAAACAAACUGUCAGUAACGGAAGAAGAAAUUUUCGAGUGGCUUCAAAGCCCUAAACUAAGUCGACCAUAUUUGUUUGGUCAUCCGGACGCUGAAGUUGACACCAUCUAUGCCUUGUGGAACAAAACCUAUUGGUACUACAAAAGGACAGGCUCUCGAAGAUGAGGAAACCUGACAUUUGUGUGCUCAUUGUGAUGUUAUUUAAACAAAAAACCUGCUUGUGCUACAAAAGGACGGGUUCUCGAAGAUUAGGAAAUCUGACGUUUGUGUAUUCAUUUUGAUGUUUAAACUAAGGGUGUGUUUUUUACCAGCGGGGUUACCGACACGAAGUUUUCCCAAUACCAAAUAUUUCCCUUAUUGUUUCUACUGGUAUUGCUAUCGGAAUACCCGAGUAAAGGUCACGUACAUUACAAAACCCAAACAUCUCGUCAUUUUCUGCUUUCAUCAUUUCACUUGUAUCGUUGCUUGCAACUAUUAUUAAAGGUGGACGUUUAAAAGUUUCA